AUGUCUUAUUGGCGGUGUCUGGAUACUAGCCCAGAUGAGUUGAGGCUGGACACUACCCUCAAAUGUGGUCAAGCGUUCCGUUGGAGACUCUCAGGACCCGACGAAUGGUCAUGCGCAUUCAAAGGAAAAUUGAUAUCAAUACGCCAAACAGAAACAAGUGUAGAAUACAGGUCAUACCCAACUACAACAACGGACAUUGGACUCUUCCUCAGAGAAUACUUCCAAUUACACAUCAAUCUCUCCGAUUGCUACAAACGAUGGAGCAAAGCUGAUAAACACUUUGCAAAGAUUGCCGGGGGGUUUAGGGGUAUCAGAAUUCUUAAGCAGGACCCAGUGGAAAAUUUAUUUUGUUUUAUAUGUUCGCAGAACAACAAUAUCAAACGGAUCGAACAAAUGGUAAGAGAAGAUAGGAAAGGGUGGGUUUCGUGGAUGGAAUUGGAUGAGAUUAUUAAAAAUCUAUGUGACCAUCUUACGUCGACAUCAACCUAUCAAUCUAACAUUGCCUUGUACUUUUUUCGCUCACCUCUCAACGUUCUAUUCGCAAAGACUUCUACCCUCUGCGAAAGAUAUGGGAAACCAAUUCACACUCACAAUUCGCAUACGUACUAUGACUUUCCCCUCCUCUCUUCACUCUCCCACGCGUCUUUAGAAAGCGAGCUAAGAGAUUUGGGUUUCGGAUAUAGAGCAAAGUACAUCGCAGAGACAGCCAAACUUUUGGAAAAAAGAGGAGAGGAUUGGCUGACGGGAUUGAGGACGUGUGGAUAUGAAGAGGCUAAAGAACUUUUGACUCAGCUAUCGGGGGUUGGCCCUAAAGUCGCGGAUUGUGUGCUUCUAAUGUCCCUCGACAAACCAAAUGCAAUACCGAUAGACACUCAUGUCUGGCAAAUUGCAAAGCGAUCAUAUGGUUUCUCAUCAUCUGCUUCAUCAAAGACGCUUACACCGCGGAUGUAUACGGAGAUAGCAGAGUACUUUAGACGAUUGUUUGGAGAGUAUAGCGGAUGGGCACAUUCUGUGUUGUUUACGGCUGAUUUGAAGGCAUUCGAGAAUAGACAGGAUGUUGAUAAGGCUCUGAAUGGAAUGACAAAAUCGAAAAAGAAGAAGAGAAAAGCGGAUAGUCAAAAAAUAGACAAGGAUAUUGAAAAGAUUAGCCGAGAUUUCGAGAAUCUUGAAAAAACCAGCGCGAAUGCAAAUAGUGGAUCUAGUGAAAUCAUCGAUGCUAGUGAUAGUAUAAAUGCUGAUAAAGCGUUGAGACGCAGCCGUAGAUUGAGAGUGCAAUAA
Molecule: messenger RNA, 1278 nt
Organism: Paraglomus brasilianum
Lineage: Eukaryota; Fungi; Glomeromycota; Glomeromycetes; Paraglomerales; Paraglomeraceae
Source: the annotation of a GenBank genome assembly